This is a messenger RNA of Colletotrichum aenigma, 462 nucleotides long. It is a transcript of the gene vma-11, whose product is annotated as V-type proton ATPase 16 kDa proteolipid subunit 2. The transcript is spliced from 6 exons. The coding region runs from base 1 to 462 and encodes 153 amino acids. NCBI's taxonomy places the organism in Eukaryota, Fungi, Ascomycota, Sordariomycetes, Glomerellales, Glomerellaceae. Gene Ontology annotation, biological process: proton transmembrane transport. Gene Ontology annotation, cellular component: proton-transporting V-type ATPase, V0 domain. The record is from RefSeq and is a predicted model, not a curated record. Gene Ontology annotation, molecular function: proton-transporting ATPase activity, rotational mechanism.
AUGGCCGAAGACUCCGCUCUCGCCCCGAAGUUCGCGCCAUUCAUCGGAAUGGCCGGCAUCGCGGCUGCCAUGAUCUUCGGAUGCAUCGGCGCCGCAUACGGUACCGCGAAGUCAGGUAUCGGUAUUGCUGGUUGUCUGAUCCCCGUUGUCAUGUCCGGUAUCAUUGCCGUCUACUCCCUAGUCAUCUCCGUCCUCAUCGCCCAGGACCUGUCGCCCCCUGGAACUGGAAGCGAAUACAGCUUGUUCAAUGGUUUCAUGCAUCUGGCCUGCGGUGUCUCUGUCGGCUUCACCGGUCUCGCAGCUGGCUACACGAUUGGUAUUGUCGGCGACAAGGGCGUCCGCUCGUACAUGGAGCAGUCUCGUGUAUUCGUCGGCAUGGUUCUGAUUCUCAUUUUCGGCGAAGUUUUGGGUCUCUACGGUCUCAUUGUCGCUCUGAUCCUGAACACCAAGUCCAAGGGCUAA